UGGAGGAGGAGCAACCACAGGGAGAGGAAGAGGACAGGAGGGUGCAGCUCCAAGAGGGGUCAGGCAGGAUGAGGACUGGAAACUGUCCUCAAGCCUGGGCCCCAGAGGCCUGGGGUUGGCUCUGGAAGUUCAGCGGUGUCCAUGUGUCUGUAGGGACCUUAAAGGAUGCACGGUGGUCGGAGCUGUGACUCGGAGGACGAAUCCUGGAGAUUAAUUGGAGACACGUGGAAUUAGGCCUGGCUGUGGAGACUUCAUUUUCUUCUUCGUACCUGACCAUUUAUGAUGAGGUGGCUUAUGAAAGUGUGAUGUUUGCUUAUUUCCUCACAGGCACUUUGGAAGAAGAAAGGUGUUGAAUGAGCAAGCAGCAACGUGGGAAGUGAGGCCAUAGUAAACACAGGUGUGAAGGAACUAUUUGCCAUGGAAGCCAGGGAGCUGGAGAGCCACCACACACCCACAUACCAUCUCAUUCCUGAGGCCAGCCGGCCCAGGGAGGAAGAAGAUGUCAGCAUGCUACCUCAGCAGUCCACAGAAACUAUGCAGCUGAAGAAGGAGAUCUCUCUGCUGAAUGGGGUCAGCCUGGUGGUGGGCAACAUGAUCGGCUCAGGAAUCUUUGUCUCACCCAAGGGCGUGCUGGUCUACACUGCCUCCUAUGGGUUGUCGCUGAUCAUAUGGGCCAUUGGUGGGCUUUUCUCCGUUGUGGGUGCCCUUUGCUAUGCAGAACUGGGGACCACCAUCACCAAGUCUGGGGCCAGCUACGCUUAUAUUCUAGAGGCCUUUGGGGGCUUCAUUGCCUUUAUCCGCCUCUGGGCCUCCCUGCUAAUUGUUGAGCCCACCAGUCAGGCCAUUAUCGCUAUCACCUUUGCCAACUACAUCAUCCAGCCCUCCUUUCCCACCUGCGAGCCCCCGUACCUGGCCUGCCGUCUCCUCGCUGCAGCCUGCAUGUGUCUGCUGACGUUUGUGAACUGUGCCUACGUCAAGUGGGGCACACGUGUGCAGGACACAUUCACUUACGCCAAGGUCCUGGCACUCAUUGCCAUCAUUGUCAUGGGCCUUGUUAAACUGUGCCAGGGACACUCUGAGCACUUUCAGGAUGCCUUUAAGGGUUCCUCCUGGGACUUGGGAGACCUCUCUCUCGCCCUCUACUCUGCCCUCUUCUCUUACUCAGGUUGGGACACCCUUAAUUUUGUAACAGAAGAAAUCAAAAACCCAGAAAGAAAUUUGCCCCUGGCCAUUGGGAUUUCUAUGCCGAUUGUGACACUCAUCUACAUCCUGACCAACGUGGCCUAUUACACAGUGCUGAGCAUUUCAGAUGUCCUUGGCAGUGAUGCCGUGGCUGUGACAUUUGCUGACCAGACAUUUGGCAUGUUUAGCUGGACCAUUCCCAUUGCUGUUGCCCUGUCCUGCUUUGGGGGCCUCAACGCAUCUAUCUUUGCUUCAUCAAGGUUGUUUUUCGUGGGCUCCCGUGAGGGCCACCUCCCGGACCUUCUCUCCAUGAUCCACGUUGAGCGUUUUACACCCAUCCCUGCUUUAUUGUUCAAUUGCACCAUGACACUCAUCUACCUCACUGUGGAGGAUGUCUUCCUGCUCAUCAACUACUUCAGCUUCAGCUACUGGUUCUUUGUGGGCCUGUCUGUCGCUGGACAGCUCUACCUUCGCUGGAAGGAGCCCGAGCGGCCCCGGCCUCUCAAGCUGAGCCUGUUUUUUCCCAUCGUGUUCUGCAUAUGCUCCUUGUUUCUGGUGGUUGUGCCCCUCUUCAGUGACACCAUCAAUUCCCUCAUUGGCAUCGGGAUUGCCCUCUCUGGGGUCCCCAUCUACUUCCUGGGUGUUUAUCUGCCAGAGUCCCGGAGACCACUCUUUAUUCGGAAUGUCCUUGGUGAGCUUCUCUUUGCCUAUCACACACUGGCCUUGUGUGUGUGUAUAUACAAAGACGCAUGCACAGCUGCUAUCACCGAAGUCACCCAGAAGCUUUGCUUUUGCGUCCUGACUGAGCUAGAUGUAGCUGAAGAGAGACAGGUUGAGAGGAAAACUGAGUAGAGGCCAGAGGUGAUAUCCCCUGAGGCCUGGAAGGCCGCUACCUGUGGCCACAGCCACCGAAGUCCAGAUGACAAGACUGUGUGGACCCAACUCUCUUAUACUCAAGGAGGGCUGUUGGCCCACAUUAUGUAAGGGGGCUCAGGGCUGAUGGCCUGCUCAGGUGGUCACUCUCAUCGGUAAGCUAUGGGUCUCAGGAUCUGGGGCCAGCCUGAAGGUGGGGACUUCAGAGGGUGGUGGUGGCAGAGGGCUCAGGGAAUAGGGGAAUGGUUGCUUAGUUUUGUUCCUGGUGAGUAGGUGCAGCCCUUGCAAACACUUACUUGGUGAGCUGCAUUGGGGGAAGAGGGAGUGCUAGGUUAAUAGCUGUGGCUGGUGGUUUCUGAAUUUGAGGUUUGAACCGGGAGUUUCGACAAAGGGGCUGCUCUAUGGGAAGUUUUCCUCUGACCAGGUCCAAGCAUCUGACAUUAGAGGCCUGAAAUGCUACCGUUUCUUCCUCUGGCUCAAAAUCCUUCCCUGGUGAAAGAGUUGUAUUCUAUUAUUUAUUGAUAUUAUUUAAUCCAGGACACCAGUUCUAGCAAAGCAUUGGUGUUCAUUAAUCUACAGGAUGCAGUAGGCUGAUUGUGUUUAAAAAUUCAAAGUAUCCCAAAGCAAGUCCCUCUGACCUUAGAGGUGUCUAUGUGGUGGUGGGUCAGACUCUGACCACAGAUUGUUUUGCUCGGUUUUAGCACAGUCUUCUGUUGAGUCUUACCUGCAGAGGUGAACUUUAAAGAUUUUUUACUCAUGUACCAGUUACACUUUAGUAUACAGAUAGGUCACAUGUUACAAGCACCUGGCUCAAGUUCCACAAGGACAGAUGAACAAAUUCAUGAGUCAGAGGUCUGGUAAUACUGCUACUUUGAAAGAUAAUCCUUUAUUUUACUUGAGACCUUAGGUCUCUGUUCUAGUUGACAAAAAGCAAAUCCCUGGGUUUCUGGUAUGAACUCUAAGAGGGCAGAAACUGUCCUAGGAUUCAGGUGAAUCACUUGAAUUCUUUCAGCUGUCAAUGGUUUAGAGAACAUCUCCUGGACCCAAACUGACAAGUAGCUUGUUCCUCUCUGUAAGGGCCGGUAUGAGGGGCUGCUGUGCAGACCCACGCAAGCCCAUCUUGGUGCUAGAAGUGGUCAUUUUUCUGAAAACCUCACACCAGGCUGCAUCCUCCUCCUCUUCUGUCCCUGACACCAGGCACCAGGCUUUUUUUACACUGAGCCACCUUGGUGUGGAUCAUCGGGAUAAUGCACUCAUCUCCUGCCUGCCUCCCCUUGCCUGAGGUCUGGUGGGGCUGCAGUCUCAGGAAGAGCUUGGUACUUUGGAGACUUCUGUUUUCUCUCUGUGGAGAUCAGUGAAGACUCUGGAAGUAAAGCUGCUUCAACCUCCAUCAGCAGAUUCAUGAUCGGAAGCAACUAAUUCUGGCGCUCAGGCUGUGCUUUAGCACCCAGGUCUGGCCAAAGGGGUAGGUUUGCCCUAAUGGAUGUUCCUUCAUGGGCCACAUGGCUGCACUGGAUUGGACAACUGUCCUGUGAUGAUUCCAGACACUGUCAUCCUGGACCCAGAAGAACCUGCUGGCUUGGUAUGCCCCAUGGGCUUCUUGUCCUUAGGUUUUGAAAUUGGUCAACGAUAAAGAUGGGAACUAUGAGGCAAUCUACCUUUCUGACCAUUCUUCUCCACCAAACCGGCCCCAGUUGCAGACAAGGGACUAACCUUGGUCACACUCGCUCAAUAAAGGCAAUUUAGUGGA
Messenger RNA from Balaenoptera acutorostrata (minke whale), 3805 nucleotides. It is a transcript of the gene SLC7A6, whose product is annotated as solute carrier family 7 member 6. Lineage: Eukaryota; Metazoa; Chordata; Mammalia; Artiodactyla; Balaenopteridae. Gene Ontology annotation, cellular component: membrane. Gene Ontology annotation, molecular function: L-amino acid transmembrane transporter activity. Gene Ontology annotation, biological process: amino acid transmembrane transport. The coding region runs from base 418 to 2034 and encodes 538 amino acids. The record is from RefSeq and is a predicted model, not a curated record. The transcript has 12 exons.